This is a messenger RNA of Anopheles moucheti, 2107 nucleotides long. Its product is annotated as chaoptin-like. Lineage: Eukaryota; Metazoa; Arthropoda; Insecta; Diptera; Culicidae. The transcript has 2 exons. Gene Ontology annotation, molecular function: protein binding. The record is from RefSeq and is a predicted model, not a curated record. Bases 1 to 1545 code for a protein of 514 amino acids.
AUGUUUCGAUACUGGGCAUUGGCGAUACUUUUGGUGGUGCUAUCGAUAGCAUUUGCCGAGGAUAACGAUUUUGUGGACGUGUGCUUCGAGCACGAAGGUGAAAAGCCUGCGCACUGCGAGUUUAUCGACUUUGACGAUGUCUUUGAAACGUCCAACACGGACAUUAAAUUCAACUGGAGCUUCAUUACGAAGAUGAGCAUCAGCAACAAGAAGAUAAUCGGUGUGCCGACGAAAAUGUUCGCCUCGUUGCCAAACCUCGAGAGCUUCAUCGUGCUGAAUAGUCUGUUCUAUCGCGAGAUUGAUCCGAACAGUUUCGUCGACUGUAACAAGCUGAGCCAUAUUGAAAUUACCGGAACGAACAUCACGCUGCUAGAUUCGCACAUGUUCCCCAAAACACCGAAACUGCAGUACCUGCUGUUCCACCACAAUCGUAUCGCCGAGAUAAAGCAUGAUGCGUUCGAGUUUCUCGGCGAGCUGGAGGAACUGAAUCUGUCCUACAACAAUCUAACCAGACUGCCGAGCGGUGUGUUUCACAAGCUCCGGAAGCUCAAGACGCUCGAUCUCAACCACAACCGGUUGCUGCUGCUCAGCUUCGACAGUUGGUUUCCGCCGGACGGUGCCGUUUCGCUCACGUUCCUCGAUGCGUCUUACAACCAGCUGGUCGACAUGUCUUGGACGGAUAUUAGCGUGCGGAAGGUGAACCUGAAGUACAACAACCUAACCACCGUGCAUGUGAACGGGAACUGUAGCGAAUUCCACGCAUCCCACAAUGCGAUCGACACCGUUACCAUCGGGCGUAACUGCAGCCUGGAGAAGCUUUAUCUGGCCCACAACCGUGUGCAGGGAUUCGAUUUUCUGAUCCGUUGUGCCGACACCUUGCGCUCGCUGGACGUUUCGUACAAUCUGCAGCAAAAGGGUGUCGAUUUCUUGCACCUCAAGCAGAUCACUGCACUGAACAUCGAGUGUACCAACAUUAGCCUGAACUUUAAGACGCUGCACGAUUUGCGGAAGUUACGCUUCCUGGACAUCUCGUACAACAAUCUGAAGAGGAUCGAUCUGGAAAAUCUAACGUCACAGCGGCUACUGGAGCGGCUAAUGGUGAGCGGCAACCCGAUCGCUAACAUCUCGAUCGGUUCGAUCAAGCGCAACUUUCCGAACCUGAAAUCGCUCGGCAUCUACGAUCUGCCGUGGAACUCUACCUCGCUAUCGAUCGCGAUCGAUGACCUGAAGAAGCAUGACAUCCAACCGUACAUACGCAGCGACUAUCUGUUUGAUGAGUCGAAGUGUCCGCUAAAGGUAACUCCAACGUUCGGCAACGACACCGACCACGAGCUGGGUGAUGACGAUCGUUCUAGGGAUGGGCAUGGCCACGGUGGUGAUAAGACGGCCGAGUAUGUCGUCAUUGCACUACUGCUGUGCAUGGUCUGCGGUCUGUUGGGCAAACUGUUCGUCGAUAGUCGAUACUUUCCCGUUUUCAAGGAACGCAUUCAACGAAGAUCGUCUGUUUCGCACGAGAGUUUAGUGUCGUGUGAUUUGAAUGGCUAGUAAAUCCCCUCGCUAGCGGGAUCGGUUAGUCUAAUCCGAUAGCAUACAUACAUGUCUGUUUUAACGCUAUAGUGAUGAAAGUAAUGGUUGAAGGUGCGCAGUGUUGUUGAUUAGUGCAGGCAAAGUUAUAGCUGUUCGCAUGCAUUUAGGAUUCACUUUCUGGAUGAUAACAGUAAGACAAAUAAUUCACAUAUUCUGCUUGCUUCAUACAGAUCUAUGUUAUCAGUGACCAAUUGGUGUUGUAGGAACACGGCGUGCGUGAGUCAUGGGAAAGUUUUGAAAACAGUAAUUGUAUAAUCAAGAGACAAACCACACCAAACACUGAUGUGUGAGUAAUCGAUACUGUCGUCUAUAUUAUAAACUCGCGUGCUGAUAGACUAUUUGAUAGGAAGACGAGCAUAAACGGAAACGGUUUGCAAGAAAUACGGUAGUCCGCAUGGCAUCGUUGUUACUUUCCGAAUCGACCUUUUGAUACGCUAUGUGUAUUUACAUGAACUUUAACCAUCCUGCGAAAAGUCCCCUAACACAAACAGAGCCCACGAACAGCACAGGAUCAAGGAAG